Funneliformis mosseae is the source of this 330-nucleotide messenger RNA. NCBI's taxonomy places the organism in Eukaryota, Fungi, Glomeromycota, Glomeromycetes, Glomerales, Glomeraceae. The record is from the annotation of a GenBank genome assembly.
AUGGUUUGUAAAAAGAAUAAAAGACAUAUUCAAUUUACACUAUCGGUCAAUAAGAUCCAGUUCAGAAGCUUUACAGUAAUAGAUACAGAAAUACAAAAACUUGUACGUCAAUGUCUAAUAGUCGAUAAAAUUUAUGAAGUAUUAUCAUAUGAUCGAAAAAAUAAUUGUAUAGUUGGCUUCAUCACUCAAGUGGAAAAAAGUAAAAAAGGAUGGUUGAGCCAUAGAUCAGUUGCGAUAUUAUACCAAGUGAUAACUACAGAAAGAGUAGUAGAUUUACUUAAUGAUGCUGAAAAUAAGGAUCCUGAAAUGCGUGAACAAAUAAUCAUUUGA